AUGAGUCAUGACGCGGUCAAGCCGCUGCAGAGUCUAUUGGAUGCGUUUGGUGCACGUCUGACACAUCUAGAGGCAAAAUUAGGUGUCGAUCAAGUGCUCACACCACCCGUUCAUGUUGCCACCAGUGCCACCCCAUCCACUACCGUCCACGUGGAUUUAGCACCACAGCUAAAGGCGUACGACGAGUAUGUAGCUCGAUACCUUCCGCCCUUCUUGGAUAUGAGCAACAAACUUGGUGAAGAUACACACAAGCUUGCUAUGGUGACAGAGAAGGCGUUUGCAGCCCAGCGUGCGUACCUACUAAUGGCGAGUCAGUGUAAGAAGCCCGGAACGCUCAAUCCAGAACACUUGAAAGACUUGCAGGCUUGUAUUAAGGAGAUUAACGCUCUGCGUGAUAAUCGCAGCGAAUUUUCCAAUCAUCAAAACAUGGUUAAUGAGGGUAUUCAAGCGCUCGGCUGGCUCUGCGUAGAGCCCGCCCCCAAGCCUUUUAUUGAAUCGUACGUGGGUGGCUCUGACUUUUGGGGCAAUAAAAUCCGUGUACAAUUCAAGACGUCGAACUCCGAUCAGAUUGCAUUCGUCACGUCGUUUAAAAGUCUGCUGACCGAGCUCAUGGCCUACGUCAAGGCACAUCACACUACGGGCGUCACGUGGAACCCCAAAGGUGGCGACGUCGCAAACUACGUACCCACUGCAACUGCCUCAAGUACAAAGACUGCCACAUCUACAGGUGGUCUAGCGAACGUGUUUGCUGGUAUUAAGGCUAUUGACCAGAGCAGCGGCAAAACUGCGGGGCUCAAAAAGGUCACUAAGGACAUGCAAACCCGGCGUAAGGACUACAAGUCGGACAGUGAUCCACUUGUGCAUUCUGUUCCUGUCGCCGCCAAGAAGCCGGUCGCCUCUGUCAAGGUUACGAAGCCUGCCGUCUGCGAGGAACGCAAUGGCAACUGGCAGAUCGAGUAUCAGACUGGCCCCGAGACGCUUACCGUGAACGGCAUCACCAUGAAGCAGCAAGUGUAUGUCUUUGGCUGUGAGGGUGCCACCAUCCUGCUGGAAGGAAAAGCCAAGAAUAUCGUAAUGGACUCGUGCAAAAAGACCAAGCUCAUUUUCGACAACGCCGUGUCGAGUAUUGAGAUCGUCAACUGCAAGGGUGUGCAGGUACAGUGCAAGGGCGUAGUGCCGUCCGUGGCCAUCGACAAGACGGAUGGCUGCCUCGUGUACAUCUCGUGGGAGGGUCGCGAGGUGCAGUUUGUCACGUCUAAGAGCUCGGAGAUGAACGUGGCGUUUCCGCAAGGCGCAGGUAGCGACGAUUAUGUGGAGAAGCCGAUUCCGGAGCAGUUCGUGCACAAGAUCACGGAUAAGUUGACCAUCUCGUCCGAUGUCUCGGACUUGUACUCGCACUAG
This is a messenger RNA of Peronospora belbahrii, 1401 nucleotides long. The record is from the annotation of a GenBank genome assembly. NCBI's taxonomy places the organism in Eukaryota, Oomycota, Peronosporomycetes, Peronosporales, Peronosporaceae.